AAUGACGCCCGCCACUACAGGAUCGGAAUGGCUGCAGGUAGCUGGAGGCUUGAAAGCAGAUCGAUGUCGGAACAUAGCAUCGUCUGGGGCGUCAACUCUGGCGAUAACAUCUAUGUCGCGCAACGGUAUUACUGCCGAAACUCCGGAAGGCAGCGACUGGGAGCAAAUCCCCGGCCUGCUUAAGCAAGUCAGCGUUAAUCCAGCGACAAACGAAGUGUGGGGCGUCAAUAGCAACGACAACAUCUUCCGGCGCGUCGGUAUCACGAGCACAAACUACAAGGGCGUGUCGUGGCAGCAGAUCGCAGGUGGGCUCAAGUGGGUCUCCGUCGGACAAGCCGGCGUCUGGGGCGUGAAUAGCAAUGACGUCAUCUUUUACCGAAACGAAACCGGCAACGGCGUAGGCACAUCCGGGAUCACGGCGGAAAACCCCCAGGGUACGGAGUGGGAUAGGAUAUCUGGUGGGCUGAAGCAAGUCUCCGUCAGUGCCACGACCAAUCACGUGUGGGGCGUGAACGCUAACGGCGCCAUCUACCGGCGCGCCGACACAAGAUCGCCGAUUGAAGGGCAACCCGUCACCGGCCGCUUGCCGGAGAUAGGAAGUGCAUGGAGACAAAUCGACGGAGCCGGAAGUGCCAUAGAUAUUGGCAGCGCUGGUGUCUGGGUUAUCGGCAGCAGCAACGCACCCUACGCGCGCCAAUACACGCAGGGACAAAGCGACGUUGACGGCUACGGCUGGGAUCGCGUCGACGGAGAACUCACCGACAUCUCGGUCGGCGAUGGAGUCGCUUGGGGCGUCGAUGCCAACCACGUCGCUCACGUGCGCACGGGCAUAUCGAGGGACGCGCCGACGGGCACGGGCUGGUCGACAAUCGGACCCCUGAGCUUGCGCCAGAUCAGCGUUAACAGUGUGACGAAUGAGGCGUGGGCGGUGGCACCUAACAAUGAGAUCUACUACCGCACCGGCGUCGUACACACGUGCGGCUCCGAAAACAGCGCAGCCGGAAUCGACUGGCUGAAAAUCGCCGGAAGCUUGAAAUUUGUGUCAACUGGUCCUGCAGGUGUUUGGGGAGUGAACGGCAAUGACAUGAUCUAUUACCGCGUGGGCACGAACAACGGGCAGGUCGGCGAGGGGUCAUCGUGGCAGCUGGUGGAGGGCAGACUCGCACAGAUCAGCAGCGGGAACGGCUACGUGUGGGGCGUCAAUUCCGUUAAUGACAUCUACGUGCGAUUGGGCAUCACACUGCGCGACACCUACCCUGCGUUACGGAAAAUGGCCCUCAGGAUACCCGGAAAGCUUGCACGCAUCACCGCCUAGCCAGCAAGG
This is a messenger RNA of Priapulus caudatus, 1324 nucleotides long. Its product is annotated as tectonin beta-propeller repeat-containing protein-like. The annotation marks the transcript as partial. NCBI's taxonomy places the organism in Eukaryota, Metazoa, Priapulida, Priapulimorpha, Priapulimorphida, Priapulidae. The transcript has 9 exons. The record is from RefSeq and is a predicted model, not a curated record.